Messenger RNA from Magnolia sinica, 1938 nucleotides. Its product is annotated as protein NRT1/ PTR FAMILY 5.2-like. The transcript has 4 exons. The coding region runs from base 72 to 1886 and encodes 604 amino acids. Gene Ontology annotation, molecular function: tripeptide transmembrane transporter activity; dipeptide transmembrane transporter activity. Lineage: Eukaryota; Viridiplantae; Streptophyta; Magnoliopsida; Magnoliales; Magnoliaceae. The record is from RefSeq and is a predicted model, not a curated record. Gene Ontology annotation, cellular component: membrane. Gene Ontology annotation, biological process: transmembrane transport; dipeptide transport.
AUAAAUAUGGCCAUGCUUUUUCACAUGAACUCCCAACCAAACAGCAAAUUUUCUGCCUUCACCAAACAAUAAUGGCAGUGGUGGAAGAGAAGGGCGUUAGAGAUGGGUUAGACGAUUUCACCCAAGAUGGGUCAGUUGAUCUCAAAGGUCAGCCCAUCUUACGAUCCAAGGGUGGGAGAUGGACUGCAUGUUCUUUCAUUGUAGCGUACGAGGUGUUUGAGAGGAUGUCUUAUUAUGGAAUAGCAACGAACCUAAUCCUGUAUUUGUCAAAUAAGCUCCAAGAAGGCACAGUCACUGCAUCAAACAACGUUACAAAUUGGGUUGGCACCGUUUGGAUGACACCGAUACUCGGCGCAUAUAUUGCAGAUGCACAUCUCGGCCGAUACUGGACUUUCGUUAUUGCAUCCUGCAUUUAUCUUGCGGGCAUGUCGUUGCUGACACUAGCCGUCUCGAUUCCAUGGCUAAAGCCACCGCAUUGCAAUGGUCCCUGCGAACCAAUCUCUACGUAUAAAGCGGUCGUGUUCUACUUCGCACUCUACACAAUUGCAGUGGGGACAGGUGGGACCAAGCCCAACAUAUCAACCAUGGGUGCAGACCAGUUCGACGAUUUUGAGCCUAGAGAGAGGGUCCAGAAGCUCUCAUUCUUCAACUGGUGGAUGUUCAGCAUCUUCUUUGGGACACUCUUCUCCAACACAUUCCUUGUUUAUAUACAAGACAAUGUGGGCUGGGCCUUGGGUUAUGGGCUUCCCACAUUUGGGCUUGCUCUCUCACUCCUGGUUUUUCUAGUGGGCACUCCCUUUUAUAGGCACAAGCUGCCCUCUGGGAGUCCCUUUACCAAGAUGGCUAGGGUCCUUGUCGCUGCCCUAAGGAAAUCGAAGGUACCCGUCCCUACCAACCCGAAAGAGCUUCAUGAGCUGGGCCUUGAGGAAUAUGCCAAAGCUGGGAAGUUUCGGAUAGACUACACGCCGUCUUUGAGGUUUCUCGACAAGGCGGCAGUAAAGACCGGUCUGGCCACGCCAUGGAUGCUAUGCUCAGUGACCCAAGUGGAGGAAACCAAGCAAAUGAUCAAAAUGCUCCCGAUUUUGAUCGUGACAUUCAUACCAAGCACCAUGAUCGCCCAAGUCCACACCCUCUUUAUCAAACAGGGGACCACUUUGGACAGACACAUGGGACCCAAAUUUGAAAUCCCUCCAGCCAGCCUAACUGCCUUUGUAACCAUCUUCAUGCUGAUCAGCAUCGUGAUCUAUGACCGAUAUUUCGUCCCGGCAAUCAGGAAGUACACCCACAAUCCUAGAGGGAUCACAUUGUUGCAAAGGAUGGGGAUUGGCCUAGUGAUGCAUGUGAUCAUCUUGACCAUCGCAGCCAUCUUCGAAAGGAAGAGGCUAGAAGUCGCGAGGAACCACGGCAUCACACAGCCCAAAGGGGUAGUCCCUCUCACCAUCUUCAUACUCCUGCCACAGUUCGCGUUGACGGGGAUUGCCGACGCGUUCGUGGAAGUGGCCAAGAUCGAGUUCUUCUAUGAUCAGGCGCCACAAGGAAUGAAGAGCUUGGGAACAUCAUAUUUCACUACUAGUUUGGGAAUUGGAAAUUUUCUUAGUAGUUUCCUACUUACAACAGUAACUGAUAUAACUAAGAGGAAUGGUGGGAAUGGGUGGGUGCAAAACAAUUUAAAUAUCUCUCACUUGGACUACUAUUACACGUUUUUGGCUGUGAUUACUGCUCUGAACCUUGUUUGUUUCGUGGUUGUUGCAAAAUCAUAUUCUUAUAGUGUUGAUAUUAUUGAAUCAAAGAUAGAAUUGCAGGACUCGGGAUUGCCUAACAAGGCUGGUAUUGAAGAGAAUGCAAGCAUGGAGGAUGAUGGAAAUAGCAGGAAAAACCUGUUGUAGUUUAGUUUGUGUUUUGUUUUGGGAAUAGUAAUAUAAAUGAAAUCCUGAAAGC